Molecule: messenger RNA, 1360 nt
Organism: Monopterus albus (swamp eel)
Lineage: Eukaryota; Metazoa; Chordata; Actinopteri; Synbranchiformes; Synbranchidae
Gene: plek2
Product: pleckstrin 2
Exons: 9
Coding region: 43-1041 (332 amino acids)
Biological process (GO): intracellular signal transduction; actin cytoskeleton organization
Cellular component (GO): plasma membrane
Source: RefSeq, a predicted model, not a curated record
AGCAACAGGCAAAGUUCAGCUGCCUCGAUCACACUGAACAGUAUGGACACAGACAAGAAAACUCAGGUUCUCAGAGAGGGAUUCCUGGUGAAAAGGGGUCAUGUUGUACACAGCUGGAAGGCGCGUUGGUUUGUGUUGAUGCCAGACACCUGUCCUUUUCUGGAGUUUGAAAAUCGGCCGCUGGUGUUUAAGCUCCAGUCAGCAAACGGGGUGGAUCAUUAUCUGGAGGCUUGUACUCGGGAGGAGCGAGAUGAUUGGGCAGCUGACAUCAGCGCAGCGGCCGACAAUCUGCAGACUGCUGGUGAUGAGAAUAUGACAAACAAACAAGGCGAGGCUGGACCCUGCUUACAGAACAUUGACCUCAGCAAAGUGUUGGACUCCAUGUACGAUAUUCACAGUGGGAUCAGGAUGAGCAACCAUGUGGAGCAGGGCAGCACCUACAGAAACUGUUUCUCAGGUGAGCGCCUGAAACAUCCGGUCUUUCUGAAUAUACAUGUACCUAUGAAUCGUGCCGAGGCCGUGACACUGGCAACCGCCCUGCUGGAGGAGGGUUUCCUGCGGACUGUGGGGCUGAAGAGCAUGGAGGCCCUCCGCACCGCCGGGCUCAGUGAGCAGUUCAUGGAUGACUCCACCGCACUGUACGGCUUUUCUGACAGCUUAAAGAAAAGAGGCAGUGUGAAGGCAGAGACGUCCCAGUCUGCAUUGGAGCUGAGUGGAAAAGUGGUAAAGAGAGGAUAUCUGCUGAAACAGGGACACAGGAGGAAAAACUGGAAGGUGCGACUGUUUGUGCUGCGUUCAGAUCCCGCUUUCCUUCACUACUAUAAUCCCACUAAGGAUGACAUCAGCCCUGUUGGCGGCUUCUCCCUGCGAGGCUGUUUGGUGUCCUCUCUGGAAGAUAACGGAGUUCCCUCUGGUGUGAAAGGCAACAUGCAAGGCAACCUGUUUAAAAUCAUCACUCAGUCAGACACACGUUACUUCAUCCAGGCGCCGACUCACCAGGAGAAGAUGGGCUGGAUAGAUGCCAUCAAAGAGCAGACAUAGAGCAGCGUGUUCAUGGCAGAACAUAACGUUUUAACUUGUCAGCUAGAUCAGUUGACCAGCUAUGAAGAAAACUGAAUUUACACAUUCCACAAAUGUACUGUGUCAAACAAAAGGCAACAUGCAAUAUAAACAAAACGUAAGUGGUUACAUGACAUCUCUGUUCAUCCAAUCUCCAACAAGGGAACUUAUAAAUGGAAAAAGUCUCAUUUUCAGUGUUAUUGUUCUGUUUUAAAGUUUGUACAGGGAGAACUUUGCUUAACGAGGUUUAAACCCCCAAAACUGUAGCAUUUUAUUUGUGAUCAUUCAGUUUUAAAGAUUU